AUGCUGGCCGUGCUGUGCUUCACGGCGUUCACGAUGCCGUUGCUGGGGGUGGUGUCGUCGGUCAUCAUCAAGGACCACGCCAAGGCCAUGAUGAUGUGGGGGCUCACCGCCGACGCCAUCACCGUCCUCUACUACGGCUCCCCCCUUGCGGCCGCCUGGAAGGUCAUCCGCACCCGCAACAGCGCGUCCAUCCUGCUGCUGCGGCUGCUCUGCGACAUCUCCAACAGCGGCCUCUGGACCGUAUACGGCUUCAUGGUCGGGGACCCCUUCAUCUUUGUGCCCAACUCCAUCGGCGUCUCCCUCGGCCUCUGCCUCGCCGUCCUCAAGGCCCUCUUCUGGCGCCGCGCCCCCGCCGCCGGCGCGGAGCCCAUCACGGGCGACGUCGGCGCCGCGGACGCCGCGCGCUCGCGGGGCGACGUCGUUGUGGAGGUCUGCAUGGACGGCGCCGGCGCCGCCGCGGGCGCCGCCGCCCACCCCAAGCGGGCGGCCGCGCCGCAGCGCGGCGCGGAGGAGCGCGCCGGGGACCAGCACUAG
Molecule: messenger RNA, 534 nt
Organism: Monoraphidium neglectum
Lineage: Eukaryota; Viridiplantae; Chlorophyta; Chlorophyceae; Sphaeropleales; Selenastraceae
Exons: 3
Coding region: 1-534 (177 amino acids)
Cellular component (GO): membrane
Molecular function (GO): sugar transmembrane transporter activity
Source: RefSeq, a predicted model, not a curated record